Messenger RNA from Paramecium octaurelia, 441 nucleotides. Lineage: Eukaryota; Ciliophora; Oligohymenophorea; Peniculida; Parameciidae. The record is from the annotation of a GenBank genome assembly.
AUGAUUAAAUUUGAGUAGAUUUUGGUCAAUUAUUCAAAUAAGAAGGCUCAAUUAUUUGGAAACAAUUCUUCCAAACUUUCAUCCUCAUUAUCAAUAACUAUAAAAAAAAUUUACGUUCUACCUAGAAUCACAAUAAUGGAGCAAGAAUAAUCAAUGACAGAGUAGAUUUUAAUAAAACCAUAUCAAGUAUUUGCUAAUGAAUUGUCAGAUUCAUUUUAUGUACCUUAUGUGUAGAAGAUAAUGAAUUACAUAUACUUUGAUUGGAAUAAAGGAAAAUGUUACUUACAAUCUGUAUUUUAGAAUUGUUACAUUUUAUAAACUGAAUUCCAUCUAAUAAGAUUAGACAGUACCUACCCUGACAUAGUGGAAGAUUAUACUUAAUUUAAAUUACUCCCAGAAUACAAAAUUGUGUGGAUCAAUUUAUGGAAAGGGAGGAAAUGA